Ctenopharyngodon idella (grass carp) is the source of this 2811-nucleotide messenger RNA. RefSeq names its product HERV-H LTR-associating 2b, tandem duplicate 1 (gene hhla2b.1). Gene Ontology annotation, cellular component: external side of plasma membrane. Bases 131 to 1351 code for a protein of 406 amino acids. Gene Ontology annotation, biological process: T cell costimulation; cellular response to lipopolysaccharide; immune response. The record is from RefSeq and is a predicted model, not a curated record. NCBI's taxonomy places the organism in Eukaryota, Metazoa, Chordata, Actinopteri, Cypriniformes, Xenocyprididae. The transcript has 8 exons.
GGCCUAUGCUGAUACUAUGAAAGUGUGUAUCCUUAAAAUAAACAAGUCAGUCUAGUCAGAAUCUAGUUCACCAUCAGAGAAGAGGCUUCCAUCCACAAUCAAAACACACACAUCCUUAAAAAAGAGAGCGAUGGCAGCAGCACAUUCUUGGACUUGUUUGAUAUUGGUGUGGAUUAUUGCUGAUACAACUGGGAAAACUCCAGAUGUCCAGGUAACCUGCAUGUUCUCAGAAGAUUGUGUCCUACCAUGUAUCUUUGAAGCAGUUGGAGAUAAGAUCGUAUACUGGUUCAGACAGAAUGUUCUGAUCCACAGUUAUAAACAGGGGAGCAGCCUGUUAGAUCAGCCUGAUCAACACUACAACGGCAGGAUGUCACUAUUCACUGAAGUGAUUUCCUCUGGUAAUGCAUCACUUCAUAUUCAGAAGAGCGGCCCACAGGACAGGGGGAAGUACAAGUGUCUUGUCACCAGCAGUCGAAAAACCAGUGAGCACUUCAUCAUAGUCAAGGUAGAAGCCCCUAUCCGCUCAGUGAGCUUAGAAACGACACGUCUCAGUGGUUUUGAUGAAGUCAUAUGCUCCACCCGAGACGUCUACCCCGCUCCCCGCGUAACCUUGUUCGCAGAGCCAGCCAUUCUGCCUGACGCCCUCCAAACCUUCACACGCAAAACGGCUGACAAACAAGGCCGGUACUCAGUAGAGAGCAAGAUCAGGAAGCUGAAAGAUCUGACCUACAUCUGCCUCGUCCAAUCAUUCUACAGGUCUCAGAUAUGGAGGACAUCACUGCAGGAGAAAGAAAUAUUUAGCGUCGAAGGUCAGGACUUCAACAUCCCUUGCGUGUCCCCAUGGCACCUGCCAAACUUCACUCUGACAUGGUCCUUCACCAAAGGACAUGAGUCCGCAACCAUCUACACCUAUGACAGCCUCACACAGCUGAGCUCCAGCGUUUGGAAGGAGAAGGUGCGACUGGUGACCCCCAGGGGUCAAGGUGGGGACGGCUCACUGCAGCUACGCAGCCCGCUGAGACUGGAACAUACUGGUACCUACACCUGCAUCCUCUCUGCUCUCCAAACCAAACAUGAGGUCCAUACUAGGGUCAUCAUACCAGUGACUGAUAAAAGACUGUCCGAGAGCUCCACCCAGUGGUGGAUUCCUGCUGCUGCCAUCACAGUCCUUGCAGUCGCUGCAGUCGCAGCAAUCAUAGGGACUAUAAAAUGUAAAGUUGGCUGUUCAAAAUCAAGUCAAACCCAUGUAGAGGCUGCAGAGAUGCAACCAAUCAGAGUGACUGAUGCAAACAGUGGAGCUCUAUCUGAGGAUACCUGCUUAACGGAAGAAAUCGCCAACAGACCUGCAUGAGAAUACAUGGAGGAAAAAUGUGUUUACAUUAGUAUAGAUGGGACUCCAGCAAUCUGAACCCCCUUCAAGGCCUUCCUUUAAAUCCUGAAAAGUGAUCGAUUUGCUGUCAGGAUAAAAGAAGAGACAGAGCCACUCUCUCCAAAGCCAUGCCUCCUCCAAACUACAUGAACGCACACUGCCAGAGCAGUUUCUGCAAAGCAUCAUGAGAGAUGGCGUCAAAUUACCUCAUGUCUCAAAUCACAUAACAUUACAAUAAUAAUUAAAGCUGCAAGCAGCGAUGAAAGGGCCCUCGCAGGCUCGCACCCAUGCCACCCGGUGGCUUUAGGAAACAGAGCACGGUGGGCAGUAUGCAUUUAAGUAUAUAUAGGAGGACUAUGUCAGUCAUUUGUAUUUGCCACACUUCCUGCUACCAGCUGGUGGCGCUAUGACUAUAAAUUUUGGCAUGUAGAUGUCUUCAGGAACUUAUCAAAUAUGUGAAGUUUAAGGCAGAUUGGACAUUGUAUGCUUGAGUUACAACAACUUCCUAUUUCAUGACGAUAAUAGCAUGCUUUAGCACUCAGCUAAGUGUUGCUAGCAUGUUUAGUACUCAAUUGCAUAUUUUAGUAUAUUGCUAGUAGUGCAUCACUGUGUUAAACGCGUCUCUUCCUGUUGCCAGUGGGUGGCGCUAUUACUAUAACUGAAUAUUGUCAUGUAGAUGUGUUCAGGGUAGGACUCUUCUCAAACAUGUUUGUUUGGACAUUCUGGGCAAAUUCCAAAUGGAAGUGAGCAUCCCUAUGCCCUACUCCCUUCAAAGAGCAGAGCCCUUGAAGUGGGGACUUUGGAGGGAGCAGGGCACUUGUGUGCCAUUAUGUAGCCAUUUGGAAUGCACUUGGUGAAGGGAGUAAUAAAAGAAAUUGUAGCCUAAUUUUUUCAUUAUCUUCAUGUGGGAUGUUCCCAUGACAAUGUAGCACAGUGUCCAUCAGCUGAUUAGCUGUUCUUACGACAGAAAUUUCUUAUUAUUGCUGUUAACAUAACUGUUACAAAUAAAGAUACAUUUUAUAUAUAUAUAUAUAUUUUUAAAUGUGUUAUAUAUAUAUGUGUGUGUGUGUGUGUGUGUGUGUGUGUGUGAGUGUAUUUAUCUGUUUUCAACUUUAAAACUUGCCAUCUCAUCUUUGGACACUGCAAGAAAACACAUUCUUACCUAUGAAACUUAUUUAAACAUGACAAAAAUGUGUAAAAUAUAUAUAUAUAAAAAAAAAAAAUUAAAAAAAAACUUGAAUUGCUCUGUUUGUAAGUUAACUCGAACUCUCCCGCCAUCUAGCUUUAAAAUGAAUAAGGAGUAUUCGCUGGGUCACAUGGCUUCCUUGAAGUGACCAUCGCAUUUACCCUUUGCGAACAGCCUUGUGGAAGGGCCCUUCGUGAAGGGAUUCAGUUACUUAGGCCCUGUCCCAAAUGGCACACUUCAUGUGCACUUUCGGUCU